AUGUUGAAGCGAGAGGUUGUGGAGAAGUCAACUGCUAUCCAGUCUAUUGAAGAGACAGCGAUGAACCGCCUCAUCCGAGAGAAAGAAAUCACGAAUGAAGUAAUCGACUCACGAAAUCGAUUGAUUAAGUCAAUGGUCAUGAAAAUCGAAGACAGGAAUGAAAAUAUUGAGCGACUCAAGCACGAGAACGGGAAACUCAUGUCGAUUGCACUUGAUGUUGAAAUGAAUACGGCACUGAGGAACCAGGUGGCCGCAUUGAAGAGCCAUGUGGUUUCUCUGAAUCAGCAGUUGCAGGAAACGAAAUAUGUAGCAACAACAUACAAAACUGAGUUUGAACGACUAAAAAAUCAAUUGGCAAACAUCCAGAGGCUCGAAUCGUCCUUCACAUGUCCUGACAUUGGAAGAGUGGCACGAGAGGGGUCAUGGGGGUCAGCUGAAUGGAAGCGGUAUGCAGCGAGACUGCUUCAAGACCGAACACAUUUGCUGGGAACAAUUGAAGAAUUGAAGCAAUCUGCCGAGACCAACAAGUCGGGUGUGGAACAGCAACUCCGCUCAAUCUUGCAAGAAUUCAAGGAGAACCUGGACGAAGUCGAAACAAGUCUGAGCACGGCCCGUCAAGCGGCAAAGGCUCAUGCCGAAAAUAAUCAGCAACUGGUUGCUGAAAACGAAGACCUGAAGCACACUAUUUCAAAGAUGAAAGAGAAUCACUAUUCGAACCAAGCCGAAACAAGUCUCAACUCGGCCCGUCAAGCGGUAAACAUCGGAUGCGAAACGAAGCAGAUACUGGUUGGCGAAAUCGAACAACUGAAGCAGAACGAAAAGUGGAAUCAGGUCAAAGCAAGUUUCCAGUCGGCCAUUGAAAAGAAUGAGCGACUGGUUGCCGAAAAUGAAGACUUGAAGCGGUUCAUUUCAAAUAUGGAAGCGAGUCCUCACUCGACUACUCAAAGGAAUGAGCGACUGAUUGCCAAAAUCGAAGAGCUGAAGCAGACCAUGUCAAAGAUGGAAGAGAAUCAUUCCGAAGAGAUGGAACAAAUACAAGAAGAAAUGAAUCAAAUUAAAAUGGAUCAUGCCAUGGCAGUGGGCCUAGCACAAUCUGACGACGAUGACGACGACGAAGAACAAGCCAUGUAG
Cylindrotheca closterium is the source of this 1131-nucleotide messenger RNA. The record is from the annotation of a GenBank genome assembly. NCBI's taxonomy places the organism in Eukaryota, Bacillariophyta, Bacillariophyceae, Bacillariales, Bacillariaceae.